Molecule: messenger RNA, 888 nt
Organism: Cordyceps militaris CM01
Lineage: Eukaryota; Fungi; Ascomycota; Sordariomycetes; Hypocreales; Cordycipitaceae
Product: methyltransferase LaeA
Exons: 6
Coding region: 1-888 (295 amino acids)
Molecular function (GO): methyltransferase activity
Source: RefSeq, a predicted model, not a curated record
AUGGCGGGUAGAAUCUCAGACGGACCUGAGUACAAGCAGGGCUGCUGGAAGCACGGACGAUUCUACGGAAAUUGGAGACCUGAUAAAUACCUUUUUCCCAUUGACAGGGAAGAAACGGAUCGCUGUGAUACGUUCCACAAGUUCUUUCAGUUGGCUCGCAAAAAUCAAGUAUUCUCAUAUCCUAUUCUUAGGGGCAACGCCCGUGUAUUGGACCUCGGUACCGGCACUGGUAUCUGGGCCAUAGACGUGGCGGAAAACUAUUUGAAAUGGGCACAUGUCAUGGCUGUCGAUCUGAACAAAAUCCAACCAGCUCUAAUCCCCCCCAACGUGGAAAUGGUACAGUUCGAUAUCGAAGAGGCUUCCUGGGAACCACUGUUGAAAGACUGCGAUCUGGUGCAUAUGAGACUGCUGCUGGGCUCCAUCCACAACACAUUGUGGCCGAAUAUCUAUCGCAACGCCUAUGCGCACACAACCCCUGGCGGCUACAUUGAGCAGGUCGAAAUUCAUUGGCUACCCUCGUGGGAGGGAAUCGAACCAGCGGUGUCAGACUUCAAGAAUUGGGCGGAGUUUUUCCUGCAGGGCAUGGAUAAUUUCGAGCGAAGCGCAAGAGUGGACACCAAGGGUGUGAAAAAAAUGAUGGAGGCAGCAGGCUACGUCAACUUUGAGGAGCGCACCAUGCGUUGCUAUGUGAAUCCUUGGCGCGCUGACCCUGACGAGAACAAGGUGGCCUCAUGGUUCAACUAUUGUCUUAUUGAGGGGUUGCAAGCAAUGAGCCUGGAACCCUUGAUUGGGAAUUUGCGCAAGUCACAUGAAGAGGUCGAUAAGCUUCUUGGUAAUGUCAAGCAGGAAUGCUGUCUGCUACGUUACCACGCGUACUGUGUCAUGUAA